Messenger RNA from Copidosoma floridanum, 1581 nucleotides. RefSeq names its product PI4KA lipid kinase complex subunit hyccin (gene Hyccin). NCBI's taxonomy places the organism in Eukaryota, Metazoa, Arthropoda, Insecta, Hymenoptera, Encyrtidae. The record is from RefSeq and is a predicted model, not a curated record. Gene Ontology annotation, cellular component: plasma membrane. Gene Ontology annotation, biological process: phosphatidylinositol phosphate biosynthetic process; protein localization to plasma membrane.
UGUUAGGGAGUUAUAGCAGAGAGUCACGGAUCACGAUUCACGAAGAUAAUCCAUAUACAAGCACAUGUGUAUACACCUCAUACUCUCAAUCACUUGACCUCACCUUCUCACCUACCUGACCUGUUCAGUCUGCGUAACUUGUUAUCAGUGCGAGCAGAGAUAACAGGGUUUUCUAACAAAAAUCUUGCUGGUUGUGAAAAAUUGUGUCAGGAAACUAAAACAAUUGUGCCGAUUAAAAUAUAUAAUAACAGUGGUGCAAGUCUGCAUAGAUAAGAUAAAAUAUUUUGGUUUAUACAAAGCCUUGACCCAGUUUUUAUGUAAUCAAAACACUAAUUUUCUGCUGGAGGCUAAGAGACUAUCAAUUGCAGGAUGAUCGAAAGUAUCAUCAAUGAGUGGCUGGCCGAUUGUGCUGAGCUCCCUAACGUGGAGCUCAACACCUUUGCCAAUAAUGUUGCCCAGGAUGAUGAGGUUGUCCAGGCUUUGUACCUAAUGCUGGAAGAGCGUAGCAAAUACAGUCAGUUGGUGGAGACUGUGUGCAAUCAACUGUUUGAUUUCUAUAGAUCCAGGGAGGUACAACUCCAGAGAUUUAGUUUACAAUUUUUGCCCACUCUGAUUUACAUUUAUUUGAAUGCUGUUGCUCAUGGGGACAUCAAGAACUGCCGCACGAUAGAAACAUUGUUACUUGGAGUUUAUAAUUUAGAACUGGUGGACAAAGAUGGCCAGCCCAAAGCUGUGUCAUUUCGUUUACCUUCUCUUGCAAUGAUGUCCAUUUAUCAUGAACCAUCUAGUUUAGCACCAGCAUCACUAACGGAAAGUGCAGUGCGGCGUUUUGAAGAAUGCAAUACAAAGCUUGUCAGUUGGGGUCCUUUGAAACACGUUGAAUCGUUAAAUGCUCAGAACAGGCUGAAAGUAAUGACAGCAUUGUUGUUUGUUUUUAAUCAACACAUAGGGUUUUUGAAAAAAUCAGCUAUGGAGCCAUUUUGUAAAGUUGCCUCCAAACUUGUUACACAAGGCUUCAUGAAACCGGGACAUCACCAACGAACUUCUUAUGGUAGUGAUUCCAGUUUUGUCCCUAGGCUUUUACCACGAAUACCAGUAUCCAGUCAAUUUCUUCUCGAGUUCCUCCAUGCAAUUUAUUUCGCCAUGUACAAUAAUUGUUGGUACAUUGCAAGUCAAGCUGUUGAAGAUAUUCACAAUAGGGCAUGUUACGAAACAUAUCCAGAAGUUAUGCUAGUCACAAAUGCCAUACGUAAUUCUAGUAGCUCAGGUCCAGCAGGACAACCUUCAGAUGGACCUAUAGGCCUUAGUUUCACGUCAUUGACCUCUACUGCAACAAUACUGAAAUCUAUGAUCACAAAUGCCUCGUUUCGCACCAAAAAAUUACCGGAUGAUAUACCAAUUCAACAAGAACAACAACAGCAACAACAACCAAAUGAGAAAAUUAGUAAAGCAGAGAAACAUGCAAAAGCAGAAUAAAAUGAUUUCCAUUAUUCAGGUAAAAUUUAUAUUGAGAUGAUUUUUUAAUUUAUGUAUUCAAACUGUUGAUCCAAGAGAAUUGCGGCUCGCAAACAAAUUAAAAAA